This is a messenger RNA of Chrysochloris asiatica (Cape golden mole), 475 nucleotides long. It is a transcript of the gene PPP1R27, whose product is annotated as protein phosphatase 1, regulatory subunit 27. Gene Ontology annotation, molecular function: phosphatase binding. Lineage: Eukaryota; Metazoa; Chordata; Mammalia; Afrosoricida; Chrysochloridae. The transcript has 3 exons. The record is from RefSeq and is a predicted model, not a curated record. The coding region runs from base 1 to 465 and encodes 154 amino acids.
AUGCCCAGCAGAACUGUUCGCUAUACCCGCUACAGCCCACAGCAGCGGCGGCGGCGGAUGCUGGCUGACCGCAGUGUCCACUUCCCAAACGAUGUCUUAUUCUUGGACCACAUCCGCCAGGGCGACCUGGUACAGGUGGGGCGCUUCAUCAGGGCCCGGAAGGUCACUCUGGGCACCAUCCACCCCUCAGGACUGGCCGCCCUGCACCAAGCUGUGCUGUCUGGGAACCUGGACUGUGUAAAGUUGCUGGUGAAGUAUGGGGCGGACAUUCACCAGCGCGAUGAGACUGGCUGGACGGCAUUGCACAUCGCCUGCAGUGACGGGUACCCAGACAUUGCCAGGUACCUCAUCUCCCUGGGGGCAGACAGAGAUGCAACCAAUGACGAUGGAGACCUGCCCUCCGACCUCAUCGACCCGGACUUCAAGGACCUGCUCGAGUUGUUCCAGGGCACCAGGAUGGACUGAGCUGGCCCUG